Molecule: messenger RNA, 7188 nt
Organism: Pediculus humanus corporis (human body louse)
Lineage: Eukaryota; Metazoa; Arthropoda; Insecta; Psocodea; Pediculidae
Exons: 9
Coding region: 1-7188 (2395 amino acids)
Biological process (GO): protein phosphorylation
Molecular function (GO): protein kinase activity; ATP binding
Source: RefSeq, a predicted model, not a curated record
AUGACGCAUUACAAAAAAUAUUUUUUAAAUAAAUCAUUGAUUACUAAUAGUAGUUCGAGUUUGUCUACAAAUGUACGAUCGGAAGGUUUUGUAAAUCCAACGUCAAAUGCCGAACUUACCAUUUUUCCCCCACCGGGAGUUAAUUCCGGUCAAAUAUGUCGAUUCGAACCUUUACCAGAUAUUAAACCGCAAAUUCCGAAUUUGCGACCGGCUGCAUUCAGCUACAGCGAACGAGAUAUAUCAUCUCAAGAUUGGUUUUGUAAGUUGAUAUUUUCAAAAAAAUUUUUAUUACCCGAACCUUGCAGUAAUUUUCCUAGAAAUCAGUUAAAAUACGUCGAAGAAUACGGUCGAGGAUGGUUCGGAAAAGUGGUUAAGGGAGAAGCUCAAAAUAUUAUACCGAAAGAAAAAGUAACAAAAGUAAUGGUUAAAAUGUUGCACGAAGAUGCCACGCCAACGGAUCAAAUGUAUUUCUUGCACGAAGUUAAAUUUUAUAAAGAUUUGAAUCAUCCCAACAUUCUUCGUUUGUUAGGACGUUGUUUGGAAACCGAACCGUUUCUCGUUAUUCUUGAAUGCUACCCUAAUGGUGACUUAAAAACCUUUUUAUCACAAAACUUGGCUAGUGCGAGAGCUUUGUCUGAACAAGGUGUAACGUUACAAAUGUGUUCAAACAUAGCUUCUGGUUUACAGUACAUGCACAAAAAUAAAUUUAUUCACACCGAUUUGGCUGCUCGGAAUUGCUUGGUUGGACCAGAUUUAACAAUAAAAAUAGGCGAUUAUGGAAAUUCUAUUGAAAAUUUUAAAUCCGAUUAUUACUGCGCUGGCUCCGUUGCACUUCCAAUACGAUGGUGCGCACCGGAAACGUUAAAAUGUACCGAUGUGACAAUUGAAACGCGGGAAGUAACUCCUCCCGCAAAUAUAUGGUCUCUGGCCAUUGUUUUCUGGGAAAUUUGCGAGUUUUGUAAGUUGCCCUACUCCGAAUUAAAUGACGAUCAAGUAAUCACACGAGUUUUAGGCGAUAAAAACUAUUUUUUGGAAAAACCCAAUAUGUUUUGUCUACAUAAAGACGAAUUGUACCAUUUGAUGAAACUCUGUUGGAACCCACCGUUACAAAGACCCACAGCAUCUCAGUUAUUAAUUAUUCUCGAAAAUUUAAUUUCAAGUAGAAAAAUAGAUUCGAAAAGACUUUCUCAAGAUUUUGAGCAAAGAUGGCAAAAUUUACGUCCUAAUUACAUACCCAAAAAAGAUGAUAAUGUGGAACACGAUUACACUGCCGGUUGUAAUGUUAUAUCGACAAAAAUAAAAAAUUCUAAAGUUGUUGAUUCUUCAUUGGUAGAAUCACCUUUAGGAUAUUUUAUGUCUAGUAAAAAUUCUGCUCAGGAGUCCCCGCGAUUUUGUUUAAAAUCGAAUAAUACCGAAGAAUAUGCUGACGUUCAUACAUCUGACGAGGAAAGGAAUAGCAAAGAUAAUAAUAAUUUAAAUAUUGAACAAGGUGCUGGUGAAUCUGGAAAAAAGACGGAAUUCCAAUUGAACACCGAGACUUCUGUACCUGACGCACUGAAUCCUAACAAUAAAUUUAAAAGUUCGGAGAAUGAUGUUGAUUCGUGGUUAAGAGGAGUCGAAGUUAAUAAUGAAGAAGAUGAAAGUUUUUUGCAGAAAAUAUCGGAAGCAAUCAGAGAUUUGGAUGCAGCUUUGGCGAUGGAAAAAACAUCAUCAAGCGAAGAGGGUAGCGGAAAGUCGAGUCAUCAAAACAGUCCGGAGAAAGACGUGAAAGAUAAUAAUGAAAUUGUAGUCGAUUUUAAAUUGGGAAGCGAUGUUUCGUCGUUUAAAAAUUUCACUCAAAAAUCGUUUGAAUUAAAUUCCUUACAAAACUCGGAACAGCCGCAAAGUUUAAAUUUUGCCGAUCCCUACAUAAAUGACGAUAAUAAAAAGGGAUUCGAAGAAAAUUCGGUCAAAGGAAAUGACUUCGUUUCCGCUUUACAAGACAAUAAAAAUAAAUUUGAUAUGAAAAAUUAUGGUUUUGAUGAAAGUUUAAAAGAAAAUGAUUCAUUAACUGGAGCGCAAUCUCGUAAUAGUUCCGACACUGAUGAUGAAGUUUGGAGGAAGCGGAUCGAACGUGGAGAAAUAUCGGAAAAGGUUAAAGAAAAAUCCAAAAGCAUUGCGAAUUUAAUGAUUUUAACUCACAUAGAUGUGAGCGAUGAAAGUGAUAAUGAUAUGGAAAGAAAUUGGAAUAGAAAUUCAUUUUCUAGAAAAAGUGGUUCGUUCGCUAAAUCCUCUUUGUCAUCAAAUAUAUUCGGAUCUGAAAAUGAUAUAUCGAACGCUGUUUUAGAAGAUGAAUUUAAGGAAUCGUUGAAAAAAUUAUCAAACGAUCAUAAGGAAUUUGGCCGAUUCGAUAGUUUGGGCAUGAUAAUGCCAACGUUUGCAGGACGGGAAAAUGCUUGGGAAAAUUUACUUAAAUGCAAUGACGUUUCGGAAAUUUCAGAUUCUAAAAAUCCAACACAAACGGAUUUAAAUAAAAGUGUGGAAGUGGAAGAAUUGAAAUCAGAAAAUGUCGGUGAUGAUGAUGAUAACGAAUUUCAAGUAAAAAAAAAAAAAGUCGGGAGUAAUUUUUUAGAAAAUGGUGAUUUUGAAAUAGGAAAUGGAGGAAAUUCAAAUUUAAAAAAUAUCGAAAAAAAUGAAUUUUGCACUACGGUGAUUGAAGGAGACCUCGAAUCUCUUUGUCAUAAAGAUUUAAAUGAAGCACAAAAAGAAACGAGUUCAAAAUGUGAUGAUGAUGAUAAUGAUGAUGAUGAUGAAAAUAAAAUAAACAAUUGCAAUGAAACAACAAUAAAGUCUAGUCAUUUAAUAGCGGAAAACACAAUUGAAAAACCUGUAAAUGACGUAAUAGAUUCACAUCCGGAAAAUAAUAAUAUUGAAAAAACAUCAAAGAAUGAUUUUUUAAAUAAUGAAUCGGAACGUUCGGAAAAUUGUUCCGAUAUUAUUUUUUCAAUGUCAGAAAAUGAUAAUAAAUCGGACAAAGUGAAAAGCACGUCGGAAACUGCGAACGAUUUAAUUGAUGAUUCAAAAAAUUUUAUUACUGAUAUUUUAGAAGCCAAUAGCGAACCGACAAAAUGUAAAAAUAGUUUAAAUAUCCCUGAAAUCACUGUUAGCGAAGCAAAAAAACAAGAUGAUGAGGAUUUCGAGGAAACAUUUGAUUUUCCACCUACGGUAUUAAGGCCUUUUAAAUUCGUUAUGAAAAACUCUGAAAUCCCAAAUAUUCUAAUUUCAGAAGAAUCAGACAAUUUAGAACCUGAUGAUGAACAGAAAGAAGAAGAAGAAGAAGAACCUUUCAAUUUUAAUUUUAAUGACAAAGUUCCGAAACCUCGAAAAUUUGUUUUAAAAGAUGAAUAUGAGGAAAACAACAGUGAAAAUACCUUAAAGGAAAAUAAUUUUUUAGAACAUGUUCCAAAAAACUUAAAAGAGGGGGAUGGAAAGAUUGAUGAUUCAUCCGAUAAUGUUGAUUCUCUAAUCGAAAAUAUAAAUAGAAAAAAUAAUAAUAAUAAUAAUAAUAAUAAUAAUCAAGAAGAUUCAGUAAUAGUUGGCGCAUGCGAAGAUUAUACUUUAGAAUUUUUCAAGGGUUUAACAACUACAUCCGAAGAUGUUAACUUCCAAAAAAACUAUUCCAUUGAUAACGGCAAAGAUUUUGUCAACGUGACUGAUUGCGAUCAUGAAAAAAAUGGUGAUCAUUUCGAUUGGGAUAAACACCUUGAGAAGACAUUAAACGAACAAGUGAGAAAUCAGGAUUUUGCAGAUAUAAGUUUUGGAAGUUUCAAUUACAACGUAGCAGAAUCGGACUGUCUUCUUGAAAACAAUAAGAACGAUUUACAAAAUUGUUCAAACAUUGAAACCCUUGUGGUUUGCCCUGUUGAAAUAAUAACAGAUUUUAUAAAGUCGGAGAAAGUUCACACCGACAACAUGUCUGACGCUUACGAUAUGCAUAAAUUAUCGAGUCUUACUGGUUUGGUAAACGAAGAAGAAUACGAUAAUUUUAAAUUAAGGACUCCCGAUGAUGAAAGAAGCAGUGAUUCAGGUUUCAGGGAUAAAGGAAGCCUGAGUGAAAGCGUCGAAGAUGCUUGCGAGGGCAAAUACAACUUGGAAGAUAUAGAAGCCGAAUUGGAAGAAGCAUACGUAAAAGGAGCUUUUGAAAAUUGCGAAGAAGAAGAAGAGGAGGAGGUGGUGGCGGUGGAGGAGGAAAAAGAGAAAAAUAUCGUUAAAGACUCAGGAAAUCAAAAUAUAUUCGAAUAUGAAGAAUCAAAAUUUUACGAGGAUGAAAAUAAAAAUGACGAUGAAUUUAGUGAUAUUGAUGGAGAAAUAGAAUUUUGGCAAAAUAAAGAUGGUUCGGAUUAUUAUCCUGAAAUAUCUGAAUUUAAUCCGACUUGUUCCCAAGGAUGGUAUUUACAUCCCCCCGAUGAAAACGGUAUGACUUUUAACAGGAGCAUGAAUGAAGACAUUGCAAACGCUAUAAGGAAUGAACUUCGAGAAAAUCUUCCGGUUCAAACGAGGAGUUUUCACGAUUUCAACGAUGAUUACAAUAAUGAUUUUUCCGCAGAAGAUUUGAAAAGAGUUUUGAAUAUUUAUCCGAGUGAUUUUUCCGGUCCUCUAAGUCCCAUUAUAGAGGAACACGAUCCGUCGAUUAGCGAUAGUGAAAAAAAAGGUAAUAAAAAUUGUUUUUUCGAAGGAAAUAAUAAUUCCAGCAGUAAAUUAAGGAAAAAUGUUGUUAACCUAAUGGAAUCGGUCAAAUCAAUCGAUACGAAUACUUUUAUGCAAUACCUCGAUUACAUGGUUGAAAAUGAAGGGAAAGGUUUGGAUGAGCUCGAUCAAAUCGCUAGCGAAAAUUGCGAUACGGAAGAACCGCAAAAGAAAAUCAUUGAAGAUAAUGAUGAAAAUUGUAAUGCAUCAAAUGAAAAUUCGGAUAUCGCCAUCGGAGAAGAUAAUUUAAAGGAAACGACGGUGAAAAAGGAAAGUUUUUUUUUAGGGCAGAAUGAUACCAACUCGUGCAAAAAAAGAAACAAUCAAAAUAUAAAUUUUAAUGAUGAUUUAUUAAUGGUCGAUGUCAAUACCAAAGCAGAAAAUAAAAUAAAACCGGAACAGGAAGCGUUGUUUUUGGAUGAUGAUGAUAAAAUGAAUGAUGGUGAUGGUAUGGAAAUGGAAGUGGAUGUUAAUUUUAACGAUGAAGGUUUAAUUUUUUCUCCGGAGAUGUCAAGUCCCGAUAGGGAAAGAAGUUUAAGCGAAAUUUCCAAAAGUUCUAAUGAAACGCGAACGGGAGAUGCUCUUUCCGAAAUUACUUUAUCAUCUCCCGAUUUAGUACCCGAUUGCUUUUCUACGACCGUACACAAUCCCGAAGGAAGUGAAGCAACGGAAGAUUUAAAAAACGAUGAAAUGCGAAGUAAAAUAACCGUUACUGAUGAGGAUGAUGUCACGCACGAUUUAAUAACUCAAAAUCAACUUUUUUUACUCAACGAACAGAAAAAUAUAACGGAGUACUCUGAAAAACCUGAAAAACUUUUAAACCUGAAAACGAACGAAAUAGAUUUGGAAAGUGAUGCGAUCGAAACUUUAGAAACAAAUGACCAGUACGAAAUGUCAACUUCUUUCAUGGGUGAGGAUGAUAACGAAGAAAACGAUAGCGAGGAAUUGAAAAGGUCGAACGAAAAAAAGGACACCGUUAAUGAUAAAAGCAAAUCGAUAGUCAAAGAAAGUUUUGAUGAAGAUUGGGAUAGCGAUAGCCUGGUUGCCGAAGAAGAAGAUGAAGAAGAAGAUGAAAUGGAGGAAGAUGAAGAAACUUCUUCAUCCAGUGGAGAAUUUAUAUGGAAGGAUGGAGAUAAAGUUUCAAAACUAAAAGCGAUGCAAAUAUGCGAUUCCAAUAUUGAAAAUACACUUUUCCAAGAAUCUCAUAACAACGUCGUUGCGAAAACGGAGGAAAAUGUACCCACCGGUAAAGAACAAAACGUGGCGAUGAUUAGCGGUUGCGAAGAAAAAGAUGAAAAGGGUAAAGAAGAGGGGGUGGACGACGAUGAUGACGGUGAUAGCGAAUCAUCGACCGGAAGUUCAGCUAGCGUGACUGAUUUUAUACCUUCGGCGUGGAAUAGCCAGGCUUUGCCCGGACGUCCGGUUUUGAAAAAUUCAGAUAAUUAUAAAUCGGACGAUCAACGUGAGCAAAAGAAAAAUGUUUGGUUCAAAAAGCAAAAAUAUCAUUGCGUAUACGAAUAUCCACGGGAACCGAGCGACACGGAGGAACCGGAAACUUACAAUCAAUAUAAUUACGAUCAAAAUUCAGCGGAUCCUUCGAACAAACAUUUUACGUUCGGCGUCAAUUCUGUCGAUUUAUGUAACAAACAUUUCCCAUACGUCAUCACGUCGAACGUGAUUAAUUUGCCCAAUUAUAAUAAAUGGGAUUUGUCGGAUGGAGACGACGGGGAUCUCAGUUUGACGGACACGGAUUCGGAUACGGGUUUUAGUAAAGGAAACGGAAAUAAUAAUAAUGCGAAAGAAUCAAAUUUUAAUUUUUACAAUUUAAAUUCUUUCGAUUACGAUUUCAACGGCGGAAGUAAUCUUGGAAAUCAAAACAAUUUUUCCGUGAGUUCGUCAUCUCGUCCGUUUCAGGGAAGUUCGAAUAAUCAAUUUUUCAUAACGGGAGAUCAAAUAAUAACGUUCGAUAGUCUCGGGAACGUGGACGAGUCGUCGCAAAAAUCAUCCGACAAAAACGAAUCGAUCGAGAGCGACGUGACGGAUUCGAGGGAUUUCACGACUCCCGACUCCGGUUUAGAAGAUUCCGAAAGCGCGAGUCCGCUCGAGAAAAAACCGGAAACGAAUUGUCAACCCAUACUUUUGGAAAUGAAUAAUCUCCAGGGUGGUGGGGAAUCGAAAGACGGAACCGUCAACAUACUGGACAAUUUAAAAUUUAAUUUCGCUCCCGAUGUGAUCGAAGCGACAAAUAAAAAAAGCGAAAGUAAAAGGUUCGUAGACGGCGGUGAAAAAUCUUCGAACGAAUCGAAUGGAAAAUUGGAAGAAAAAGGUUCGUUGAGUCCACUUUCUCCGAGCGGUUUGGGAGAAUUGAGGCACACGAGGGGAAGGUUGAAACUCGAUUUGUCUUUUAAUCACAACACGGAUCUCGGUGGUAUGAUGAACAAGAAAAUCAACAGAAUACAUUAA